AAAACCCUAAUUUGAAGAGGGUCCUCCGCACUUCUUCCUCGAGAAAAUCUGUGCAAGCGCAUUCGUUGCUUCAGCUCAAUUGGCGUUGUACGUCUCCUUCUCUAUUCAUUCUGUAUAUUUGAAACAGAGGCCUUGGCCUUGCCGUUCUGCAUCUCCUCCCAUGAUAACCGCCUCGUUGUUGAUGUGGUGUUCAAUGAGGUUGGUGAUGCCGGGUCAACCACUAAUUUGUUGACUGAAUGUGGCUGUGAUUGGAAGCUGGGAGCAACGUGAAUUCUAAUUCACAAUGGGCAAUGGUCCAGCACCCUUUUCAGAUAUCGGCAAACGAGCAAAAGAUCUCUUGACCAAAGAUUACAACUAUGACCACAAGUUUGUAUUAUCAGUUCCUGGAUCUACUCCCAUGGGGCUGACAGCUACUGGUUUGAAAAAAGGUCAAAUUUUUCUUGGAGAUAUAAGUGCUCAGUACAAGAGCGGCAGGACCAUUGUAGAUGUAAAAGUUGAUACAUAUUCAAAUGUCUCAACAAAAGUAACUGUUCAUGAAGUAAUGCCCUGUAUGAAAGCAGUAUUAAGUUUUGAUGUUCCUGAUCACAAGUCUGGAAAGCUUGAUAUUCAGUACCUUCAUCCUCGAGUGGCCAUUGAUUCUAGCAUAGGCCUGAAUCCGUCCCCAAUUUUAAAUCUUGCUGCAGCAGUUGGUGGCAAGGAAAUACUUCUUGGUGGUGAAGUUGGAUUUGAUACUGCCUCUGCUUCUUUCACCAAGUACACCGCUGGGAUAAGCUUUAACAAACCCGAUCUUUCUGCUGCGCUUAUAUUGAUGGAUAAAGGGCAAACAUUGAAGGCAUCCUAUGUACACUCUGUGGAUGCCUCAAACAAUACUCAAGUUGUUGCUGAGAUGACACACGGAUUAUCUACGUUGGAAAACAGUUUCACAAUCGGAAGUGCUCACGUUCUUGAUCGUUACAACACUGUCAGAACCCGGUUCUCCGACAAUGGAAAAGUUGCAAUGGUGUGCCAACGAGAAUGGCGGCCAAAGUCAUUGAUAACCUUUUCGGCCGAGUAUGAUACCAAGAAAACUGAAGUAGCCCCCAAGUGGGGUCUUGCACUUGCUCUCAAGCCUUGAUACGGUUUGAAAGUGGAUUCGUUCUUCCAUUUCUUACGAUUGUUAGAAGCCGCAGAGUCGGUAAGUCUUUGAUGAAAUCAUUUUGGAACAUUUAAAUGGUAUAUUGAUUGAUGUUUAAUUGGAUUUUGGGAAAAAUUGACCCAUUUUUGGUAAUAUUCAUGUUCUUGCAAUGGGGCAAUACAUGGAAUUGUACGUUAGAUUGUGAUGGGAGCGCAAGUUCUAGUCCCAUGAAUGAUACCUUUCAGCUUAAUAAUCCAUGAUCAUGUUUUUAGAUAUCUUA
Molecule: messenger RNA, 1394 nt
Organism: Cynara cardunculus var. scolymus (artichoke)
Lineage: Eukaryota; Viridiplantae; Streptophyta; Magnoliopsida; Asterales; Asteraceae
Product: mitochondrial outer membrane protein porin 4
Exons: 8
Coding region: 284-1114 (276 amino acids)
Biological process (GO): monoatomic anion transmembrane transport
Cellular component (GO): mitochondrial outer membrane
Molecular function (GO): voltage-gated monoatomic anion channel activity
Source: RefSeq, a predicted model, not a curated record